CCAGAUGGUUUCCGAAUCCCUUCAGAGCAGCUUCAAAUAUGGGCCAAUUUACCUCGCCCAACCCAACAUAAUUAGUAUCAGCAACUCCAAGGAUAUCCGCAGUGUCCUUGGGUCAAGUAAAUUCCACAAACAUCACUACUACACUAUAACGAAAUUCACCAAAGUCAACAGUAUAAUCACCACGACUGAUCCAAAUAAAGCCGAAAUAAAGCUUUGAAUGAUGCAGCCGUAUUUUACUCCCCUCGUAUAUGGCCAAAAUGGAGCCGUUAAUUUUGGAGCACGGGAUUCUCCAGAUAAAGAAAAUCUGGGACACGGCUACCGCAAACAACCAGGAGGUUGGCCACAGCCAGGCGUUCAAUCUAAGUGCAUUUGGUAUUAUUUCUCGGCUCGGUUUUGGAAAACAAAUU
Kickxella alabastrina is the source of this 407-nucleotide messenger RNA. RefSeq lists its product as uncharacterized. The record is from RefSeq and is a predicted model, not a curated record. The transcript has a single exon. The coding region runs from base 5 to 217 and encodes 70 amino acids. NCBI's taxonomy places the organism in Eukaryota, Fungi, Kickxellomycota, Kickxellomycetes, Kickxellales, Kickxellaceae.